CAAAAAAACUUUCAUAGAAUCUCACUUGGCAAAACGCGACAUUCCGCCUAACUUGAACACAACAUUUGACGAGGAAGCCACCAGGAAACAUCUCGAAACACUGGACAAGGACUUGCUCGAUGAAGUCAAGUGGAUCACUGAUAAGAUGUUUAAAACGAUCCAGCUUCACAACACAAAUAUCUCACCAACCGGCGGUGAAUACAUCCGUCCUUCUACGCCUCGCCAAUAUUCCGCCAUUAAAAGGCCUGAGUUCCAGCGACUACUUCGGUUGCUUACAAUAUAUCCACCAACCGUACAGUGUAAAUUCCAUCGCAUACCGUUCGCCCUCAGCCCACCUAUGCUGCGGAAGCGCCACACUGUACUUAUUCGUUACAUUAAAGCUAACGGAUACUAUCCGCUUGAGCAGUCGAAGGCGAUGCAACUCGGUCUCGAUAAGCAGGAAACAAAACCGCUCGAGGAGACUGGCGGAUCAUCCACCAAGCGUAACCGCUGGGAUUCAUCAGAUUCCGAAUUGGAACCGGCGGUAAACCAGAAGAAGCCACGUCGCAAGGCCAUCAUCAUCAGCGAUGAGGAUGAGCCGUGAUCUCGAACCAUGAGAAGUCAUUUUUUUUUUCAGUAUACUAGGUUUAGUGUUUGGUCUUAGACCAGAAGUGGUACAGGUUUAAAUCCUGCUGGUCAAAUUUUUUUGUUUUUUCUUCUAUAAUAAAAUAAUGGAGAGUGAAUAAUCACAUCGUCCAAUCGAAA
Molecule: messenger RNA, 744 nt
Organism: Anopheles nili
Lineage: Eukaryota; Metazoa; Arthropoda; Insecta; Diptera; Culicidae
Exons: 2
Coding region: 146-583 (145 amino acids)
Source: RefSeq, a predicted model, not a curated record